CACAUGCAGAUGCAGCGCAGCAUAAACUCCUCGGAACUCAGAUGCGCUGCUGCAGAUCGGAACGCAUCUGGGCAGCCUUGCUUCAUCUUCUCGCGAUCCCCGGUUCCUCUCUCUCUCCUCCUCACUUCCGCUUCAUCUUCUCGCGAUCGAUCGAUGGAUCGAUCCCCUUUCUCUCCCGAGUCAGUGCGCCGCGGGUCAGCAACCACCUACCUACCCGCGGGGAGGCGAAGGCGGGGCGACUCACGCGCCGCGAAUGGCCGGCGACGUGCGGCGCGGGUCGUGGAAUCGCCGUCGCCGGCGAGGAGACGUGGGUGGCGAGGGGACUACCGCCCCUGGGAGUUGGCGUCAAUUACGGCCUCCGCCACCGCCCGAUCCUGGCCGUUGAUCGCGGGCGUGGUAUUCCCGUAAAUCACGAGGUGGACCAGGGGCAGGUGCGGUAAUUCGCUGGGCCAGGGUCGCGGACGUGAGGGGCGCGCAUCAAAUCGGGUUGAGGGCCGGCUGAGUCCGCUUUAUCGGCUCACGUUGGCACGGCUUCCGUUUUCCCUCUCCUCUUCCCUCUCACCUCUCCUUCUCCUCCCUCUCGUCUCGUUCACCUCUCCAGCCCCCGCCUCCGCCACCGCCGCCGCCGCCUCCCUCUCUGCAGGCGCAGAUCAGCGCACACCGGCCUACACCGAGCCCGUCUCGCCGCCUUCUGACUCUGGGCGGCGCGCGGAAGCGUCUGCCCACGCCUCUGCGGAGGCGCUUCGCAUCGAUUCCGCCGCUUCCUCGCCGGCUGGCGGUGCGCGACGGCCUGCUCUCCCCUGCCCACCCCCUUGACGUGUUCUGAAGGGGUGAAGUCCUUGCCCUGCGAUACUCAGCGCCGCCUCCGCCGUGGACCGUAAGUCGUGUACACCGUAUAGGAGGUCAGAGACGUUUCGGAGGUGGCUUUGCCGCGCGUAUGUGAUUCGCGGCGGCGGCUGGAGCUGGGGACAGGUGCCGCUGGGACGACGACGACGGCGCCGUGGAUGCCUCCGCCGCCGCCGGAUCGGAGGGACUAUUUGUACAGGGAGGGCCGCAGGCACGACGGCGGCGGCGGGGGCGACCCCCUCCCGCCGCCCGCCUCCACGCCGCCACGGUGGCGGGACUCGCCAUACCACCCGCCGCCGCCGCCGCCCCUGCGUGACCAUGCACGGCCCUCGCCUCGCCGGACGCCGUCGUCAGCCUCUUCAGAGGGUUACUACCGACAGGGCGGUGUCGCGUACGAACGUUCCUACCCUGAUGAGCCGCCGCUCGGCUACACGCCGUUGCGCUCUGACCGGUACUGGCUGGAAGACGACGGCGGCGGAUACAAGGGUUUCGGCCGGUAUGGCGGCGGCGGCGGCGGGGGCCGUAGGGAAGGCCGUGACAUGAGGGGGUCCUACCGGAGGUCGCCGUUCAGGGGAUAUGGGAACGAGUUCUCCAGAAAUCAUCAAGAGCAACCCCCUCCGCCACCGCCGAGGAGGUCUCCGCUGAGGUCAGUCGCUGUUCCGAUCUGCUAUGACCCUCCGGGCAAUAGGGUUGACAAGGGGGAUAGGGACAACCUCCCACGGAUGACUCCGUGGCGCCGGAGGGAGAGCAGAUCUGAGGCUGCGGACGCUGCUGGGGCUGGACGUGUGUCUGUUGGCCAGACCACUCGGCCGGCGACCUCGGAAAAGGAGGUUUCAGCUCAGCCUCCGCCUGUGGCAGCUUCUCAUGGGGCUGAGUUGGAGGAGGCGCCAAGGAAGAAGGCCCGGCUUGGAUGGGGGCAAGGUUUGGCCAAAUAUGAGAAGCAGAAGGUACAAGGCCCUGCGGAUCCUGCUGAAGCUGAUGCUGAUGGGAGCCCGGCUGAUGCUGAACAGAAGACCACUUUCCCAGUCCCUGCCCUAUGCCCAUCUCCGGUUGCUGUUCCAUCACCUGCACCACCAUAUUGUUGCUCAGCACCUGAAGAUAGAUCCUGUGAACUGACGACAAAUACGGUCACGAACCCAACUAACAGUGUCCCUGGAGCUGAUGAUCAAGCCUGCAUCAAUGAAUUCCCCAUUAAGUUAGAUCGGCUUGGUGAUAAUCCUAUUGAUUCCCUUGCAAACAUGCUUGCUGAACUUCUCCAACAUGAUGAUUCCUGUUCUGGGGAUUCAAAAGGGCCGACCAGUACAAGUAAGCUGUUGCUACUGAAGGAAAGCAUUUCCAAGGAGAUUGAAAAGACUGAACUUGAGAUUGAUUUGUUGGAAGGUGAACUUAAAUCUGUCAAUACUGAGUCUGGAAAAGCUCUUGAAGAUUCUCCCGCAGGUGUCACAUAUGCAGAAAAUCUUUCACCUUCUAGUGGGACAUCAGAAGUUCCUGGCAGUGUGGAGAUAUGUGAAGCGUCUCAUGUGAAGGAACCGGGGGAGCUUAUCCCUUGUCCCAAGAUAUCUGUAGUGCAGGAUGCUGAUGUCAAAGGUGCUGAAAUGAUGGAAAUUGAAACAGCUCCAGUUCACAAUGCUAAAACUGUUUCUUCAGAAGAAAGUGCUGCUUGUCCUGGAGUUGCUGAGGGUCAGGCCUGUGCAGCUGCUGAUGUUAGCCCAUUAAAGUCUUCUGAAGGUGCUGGACCUAAAAUUGAUGUUGACAAUGAGAGGUUGGAAGCUUCUUCCUGCCAUGUUAAUGCUGAUUCCAUAAAAGCAGAAGGUAGUGGUGACCAGCCGGUGAGGCAAUGCUCAUACCACGAUCCUGAGUAUAAUCUUUCCGGUUCAGUUACAUCUUCAAACAAUGAUAUAGCCAAAGUAGCGAAUGAAUCGAUAUUUAAACCCUUGCCUGCUGAUACUCACCGGCUUUAUUUAUUGGCAUCCGGUCAUCUUCCCAGACAAACAAAGAUUGAUCCGAUUAUCAAAGAGAGGCUUGUAGGACAUAAAAAAAGGCUGAGAUUCAAAGAGCAGUCUCUUACCUUUAAGUUCAAGGUAUUGCGUCACUUGUGGAAAGAGGAUGUACGGUUACUUUCUGCAAGGAAACAGCGCUCAAAGUCCAAUAAGCGCAUUGAUCAGAGCAACCGGACAUCACAGAUUGGUUCUCAGAGGCAACGCUCCUCUAACCGCUCACGAUUAGCCAUGCCUGCUGGUAAUUUAAGUACAUUUCCCGCUCCAGAAAUGUCAGAUGUUGCAUGCAAGCUAUUUUCGGAAUUUCAGAUGAAGCGCUACAGAAAUUACUUGAAAAUGCCAGCAUUGUUUAUAGACGGGAAAGAGAAGGAAUGUUUGAGGUUUGUCAGCAAGAAUGGUUUGGUUGAAGAUCCUGUUUCAGUUGAGAAGGAGCGAAUUAUGAUAAAUCCGUGGACUCAAGAAGAAAAGGAAAUAUUUAUGGAGAUGCUUGCUAAAUUUGGGAAGGAUUUCUCCAAAAUCUCCAGUUUUCUUACGCACAAAACAACUGCUGAUUGCGUGGAGUUCUACUACAAACACCAUAAAUCUGACAGUUUCCGAGAAGUGAAGAAACUUUUGGAUCUUCGUCAGCAACAGCAACCCACCAGCAAUUAUCUAGGAGCAAAAUCUGGAAAGAAAUGGAAUCCUGAGGCAAAUGCUGCUUCUCUUGAUAUGCUCGGUGUAGCAUCAGCAGUAGCGGCCCAUGGCCUUGAAUACACAAACAGAGUGGAGAAAAUUUGUGCAAAACCUCUCAUUUGGACUGCAUAUGGGUCUAAUGUUUCUUUCAUGGCCAAAAAAUCUUCUGACAGGGAGUGUGUUGAUAAUGUACCUUUGCAUGAGAGAGAAUCUGUAGCUGCUGAUGUAUUGGCAGGCAUAUGUGACACUCUCUCCCCCGAAGGAAUGGGCUCAUGCAUUACUAGUUCUGCUGAUCCUGGCCAGAAGAUUAGCAUCACAAGAAUCGAGCAUGUCUUGAUCCCAGAAAUUGACAAAAGCAUUGAUGAGGAGGAAACACUUUCAGAUCAAGAAUGUGAAGUUGAUCCAGUUGAUUGGAAUGAUGAUGAGAAAUUAAUUUUCAUUGAGGCUAUGAAUAACUAUGGGAAGGAUUUCGCUCGGAUUUCAUCAUGUGUGAAGAGCAAGUCGUAUGAACAAUGCAAAGUAUUCUUCAGCAAGGCUCGGAAAUCACUCGGAUUGGAUUUGAUCCAUCAAGGGGCAGCUGAUGUUAGUAUGCCAACUAGUGAUACCAAUGGAGGGAGGAGUGAUACUGACGAGGCCUGUGCUGCUGAAAGGGAUUCAGCUAUUUGUAGCCCACAGUCCUGUUCAAAAAUAGAGAUGGAUGUAUGUCCUGCUAUUGAAAGAGCCAGUCAAGGGCCCAACUCUGGUAUCAUCUCUAAACAGCCAGAAGGUGAUAGAUCAAAUGAGUGUGAUGUUGUAGAUGUUAAAAUUGAAGGAGCGAAUAAAACAGAUAGAAAUUGCAGUAUUGUUGAUCAUAAACGUUUCAGUGAAGUCACUCAUCAAGCAGCAUAUGGUCCUAUUGACAUCAAUUGUCCUGAAAGCACAGAGAAGCUGCAAGGCACAGAUGAUAAUGUUGACCAAGUGAAUAUGAACAACAAUAGUGCCAUCAGUUCUUCGGAUGAGCAAGCUAUGGCAGUGCACUCAGAAGUCAGAUCCACUUUACAUGCUAUUGAAGUGCUUCAAACAAACAAAGCCCCUGAAGGGGUUGGUGCUGAUGUUUCCCAGGUGGAUGAAUGUUCACACCAUAUUCUUGAUAAUGCACUAAUGAAAGCUGCAAAUUCUGGUGCAUCCACUUGCUUAGCUGCAGAUGCUAGUAUCAAGGACAAUGUUCUCCACUUCUCAAACAUGACGGGUGCCUCCUCCAUCAGUGCUGCAUUCACCUCAAGUUAUCAGCAAUCUAUGCCAGGAGAUAUGCCACCAUCGAAACCAAAACAACAGGUUACUCCUCUCACCCCAAAGGAUUUAAUGCCUGUGCAGUUCAGUUCUGUGCUUCCUGAUCCUACUUCAAUUCGUUUCGAGGGCAUAGCCUCAAUAACUACUCCCAACUUUGAGGACAACGGCAACAGAGUCAGCAAUGCUUUAGGGGCCAAAGACAUGAACAAGUACCCAACUUUUAAAGACCAAUCUGGUAAUCAGCAUGAAACAUUGUUUCGUAAUAUUGAUGGUUACUCGAAUCAUCAUUUGACAACUGAAUUACCAUUUUUUUCUGAAAGAAUGGCAAGUGGCACUAUGAGUACUUCUCAACCUGAUCAGUUCACUCUAACAAAAUUCCAGAAUGGCAGGUCCAGCAGCUUGGGCCUUCCAAACACUACUGAUGGGAUUCAAUGGACCAGAAAAAAUGAGGAUGUACAAGAAGGCUCAUUGAGGUCUUGCUCUCACAAUACAAGCUCUGAGGAUGAUGAGCGACUAAAGCGGUCUGGUGAUGUCAAGUUGUUUGGGCAGAUUCUCAGCCAUCAAUCAUCUUUGCAAAGUUCUGGCUCAUCAUGUAAUGGUAGCAAAAGCAAACCUCCCUCAACAAAGAUUGACAUGUCAUCUGUGAGAUUGUUGAGCAGUCCAAGGGAUCGUGUGGCUUGUUCUUCUAGGUCUGCGCUCACUGUGCAAUUGGGGCUGGAGGAGAGAUCAGUGAGGAGCUAUGGGCAUCAGGAUGGAAGCACAACACAGCCUGAUCCUCUGCUCGUGAUGACGAAGUGUCAGAGAUCCUUAGCUGGUGUACCAUUUUACUCAGCUAAAAAUGGCACGCUUGGUGUGUUUUCAGAUUAUCAACAGCCUUUAAUGCAGCCACAUCAAUCAGAUCCGAAACGGUUGGAAAGGUUUUCUGACCCUCAGAAGAGGAACGGGGUGGAGUUCAUCUCGGGGUUCCAGGAACCUAGUAAAGGCUCGCGGUUUGCGGGUGCUGGUAUCCUUGUUAGCGGCGUUUCAGACCCUGUCGCUGCUCUCAAGGCACAGUAUGUCCCCAGUUCUAAGAUUAUGAACAGUGAUGUGGAUCCUUGGAAGGACAUAGGAAGCAGCUCCACACACUUGCUAGUUUGACCUGUCAACAGUGGCACAAUGUUGUAGGUCUGCUAGAGGUGCGGUCCACAGGCUUUUGACUAGAUGUUUGUUGGUAGGGUUUUGUUUCAGUUUAUGCAGAAACCUCACAGAUCAUUGUAAUAUGGUUAUGCCUAACUCAGAGUAUCCUUGUCUGAUGUAGUUUUGGUUCAAUUUUCUCCAAGGCUGUGGUCUUGCCUUGAAUGUAACAUUUCUGAGGUUUUGUCAUGUGUAGCCAGCUGCAGGGGUGCAAUAUGUUCUGCUUCCAUGUUGAACAUUACAAACAUCAGCUAUCGAGUAGUAUGGUCUUUCUUUCCCA
This is a messenger RNA of Phragmites australis (common reed), 6237 nucleotides long. RefSeq lists its product as uncharacterized. Bases 1005 to 5921 code for a protein of 1638 amino acids. The record is from RefSeq and is a predicted model, not a curated record. The transcript is spliced from 7 exons. NCBI's taxonomy places the organism in Eukaryota, Viridiplantae, Streptophyta, Magnoliopsida, Poales, Poaceae.